Molecule: messenger RNA, 2437 nt
Organism: Lucilia sericata (common green bottle fly)
Lineage: Eukaryota; Metazoa; Arthropoda; Insecta; Diptera; Calliphoridae
Product: homeobox protein Hmx
Exons: 7
Coding region: 1-1899 (632 amino acids)
Biological process (GO): regulation of transcription by RNA polymerase II
Molecular function (GO): RNA polymerase II transcription regulatory region sequence-specific DNA binding; DNA-binding transcription factor activity, RNA polymerase II-specific
Source: RefSeq, a predicted model, not a curated record
AUGUUAUCCAUAAGUCUUUUGCAUACUCCUAUCGGAGUUCCGCUGAAAUGGUCUAUGUCCGAGUCGGGCAACUGCGUACCCGCCUUCGCGAGCUCGUCAGCGAUACAGUUACCCAUACGAAUCACUUUGUUCGCCCCCCCUUUUGUUUCGUUGGAUUGUACGAUUGAUUUUUUCAAAACGUAUAUCGAUUCGCGAUUUUACGCCGGCCACAAAUUGGAUUUCAAACAACAAAAUUGUGCCGGCGGCCCUGGUUCAGGUGGUGGAGUCGUCGGCAAUACUAACAGCCAUCAAACACAUUUGACAGCUCCACUGCAUGGCCUUGCCACACAUCCAGCGGCUCAUCAAACGACCAGUCAUCAUCAUUCUCAUCUAAAUUCACAUCAUUCGAAUUCAACAGCGGCUCUUCAGCAGCAUAUAGCGGCCAGUCAGCAGCAGCAACAACAACAACAGCAGCAACAACAACAGCAGCAGCAACAACAGCAAAGUACUCCUGGAUCAACGACGGUAUCUUCACAAUCACAAUUGCACUCCGUUGGCGGCACUAACGGCUUAAGUUCCACACCCAACGGUGCUAAUACCGUUAAUACCGCCGGUUCUAUUGGCAAUUCAUCACCUUCAGCUGUCCAUCAUAGUAACGAUACCCAUUCGGCUGCCUCUGUAGCCGUUCCUACCUCCCUUAGUGCCCCCUCGUUGCCACAUAUUGCCCCACCUAGUUUGGGUCUGAGUCCCCAAUCUUCAGCCGAUUCACAACAAUUUAAUAUAUUUCCUGCCAUUUUUAGCCGCCAAUUGAAUUUCUCAGCUGCCGGCGGCUGUGGUCAAACUAAACUAAGCAUGGAUGAGUUGAGACCAAAUUUAGUGGGCGGUCUAUUGGGGCUGCAGCAGGGUUUGCUGGAAGAUCAUGCCGCCAAUAUGCAACACGGUGGCGUGCCUCAAGACACCAAAUUCAUGUCAUUUCAAGAUAAUCGGCUCAUGGGCAUAAGUUCCUCACAUGAAAAUCGCCUUUUGGGACUAGCCUCAUCUGUACAGGAUAGUCGUUCACCCGCCAUCCAUAGCUCCUCCAUCGAUAAGAACUCGCUGAAUCAUCAGCGUAAAUGUAGCAGUACACCGGAGGAUUUUAGUUCGUUGUAUUCGGGACUACCAACACCUGGCAUUGAUACAUCGUCGCAUCAUCAUACACCCGCUCAUACACCACCAACAAGGCUGUCUGACCAUACGAUAUCCGCGGAAGGAGCCUUUAAGAAGCUGAAACCUGAACCUAAUUCGGGUCUUUCAACUGUUUCUGCCGGUGUGACAUCACCAGGAAGUGGUUUGUCAUCAUUAAGUCAACAUGCCGGCCAUACCCCAACCACAGCAUCAUGUCCCACACCAGCGAGACGAAGACAUCGAACGACAUUUACACAGGAACAAUUAGCCGAAUUAGAAGCAGCUUUUGCCAAAUCUCAUUAUCCUGAUAUUUAUUGUAGAGAAGAAUUAGCGAGAACGACAAAAUUAAAUGAAGCUAGAAUACAAGUUUGGUUUCAAAAUCGUCGCGCCAAAUAUCGCAAACAAGAGAAACAAUUACAAAAGGCAUUGGCCCCAUCUGUGAUACCGUCAUGUAAUGGUAUGAUGAGAAAUAUUCAAGGUUAUAGCGUGUCGCGAGGUUAUCAACCCUAUCCUCAUCAUAAUUCAAUAAAUCGUUAUCCUCAGGAUCUCUUUCAAAUGGGCGCCUCAUCAUAUCCCGGCAUGUCGCAACCGUUUUCUAUGAGUCAUAGUGCUAAUAUGGGCUCAGUUGGUGUGCGACAAGAUUCAAUGGGCAUGUCACCCGAAGACGAAUGGUAUAAUAAAAGUUUAUCAGCGCUACGCAUGAACAGUUCUCAUCACCCCAACUUAUCGGCGCCAAUGCUGCAGUACCAAACAUAAUCAAAAACCUUUGACGAUUUCUUUUAAAGUGUAAAAUAUUGUUAUUAAGCCCGCAGCCGGAGAGGAAGUGCAAAAGGAGCUGCAAAACUUUUGGACCUAAACGUAAAAAUUUUAAAUAUUUUAUACUUUAAAAGAAUUGCGUCAUAUUUAUUCUUCUAGCAAGUGAUCAAUACGAUCACCUAUGAAUUGUGGAGAAAACUAAAGAGAUAAAUACAUAUUCCAAAGAUUUUUUUAUAAAUCAAUCAAAUAUCUAAAGAAUUUAAUUGUUAAUAAUUAAUACACUUAUAGAAUAUAUUUAUAAAUACCUAUAAUUAACACUGUAAAACUUAGUAUUUUAACGAUAACGUAAUUAAAUUUAUAAAUUGUUUCCUACACUAAAGAAAUAUUUAUAAAGAAAAAGAAGAAAAUUUACACAUUUUUAAGAAACAUUUACUUACAUUUAAAUACUAACAGAUAUUUCAAAAAUUAAGUUUUGUAAAUAUUAUUAAAAGUUUUAUUAUUAAAACGACACCGCAGCUAGAGAGAGAGACCUUUAAAU